CUCCAAAUGCACACAUGCUCUGUCAUGCACUCACUACCACAUGGGAGGAUACACACGCAGUCACACACAUUUAAUCCCUGUUCAGACAUUUACACACAAACCACACAGAAACCUUCACUGUCAAGCAAGCAUCGACACAAGCAUGGCAACAUGUCAACCAGCUGUGUCCAAACUCUGAUGUAAUUUUUUUUGUCUAGUAGUGAAAUAAUAUGAUUCAGGACAAAACAGAAUUAAAACAAACCUUAACCAUGAGAGAACUGUUUUAUUUCAUGAUCUGGAGGAUUUUGAGUUUUGAGUUUAGUUUUUUCUGAGUUCUGCUUUAAGUUAAUCCUGUGGUUUACGUUAUUUAUUUGUUACUUUUGAUGGGGUUUUUUUGUUUUUUUUCCCCUCAGUCAUAAAAAUGCUCUCAAAAUGUCAUCCCUUUCUGGUAAUUAGACUCUAAUUUCUCAUUGGGAUCCUGCCUGUCGUACCUCUGAAAUGAUUGGCAACCAGAUUACAUUUUGACAUCAAUUUAUGUGAACCAAAUGAAUUGUGAUGAAGAUGAGUAGUUUAAUUCCAUUGAUCUUACUAAUGUUACUAAUGUGUACUAAAAAGGUUGAAAAGUAUUUAUGGUGUUUUAAUAUUUAAUGCAUUGCUUUCUGAGAUAUUUUAGCGUACUUCAUGUUGUAAGAAAAGCUGCUAUUUAUGAAUUUCAUGAUUCUACAGAUGUGCUAGUACAUCUGGGUGUGAGUGAUGAAACUAAAAAAAACCCAAAUGGUUAAUGACAACAAAGGUUUUAUUUAGCAGACCAACUGUUAGUUGCAAAUCAGGUGUGGAAAUUCUAGGUCUGUCAGGCCACUAGAGGCCUGUUCAUUAAUUGCUCUCUGAAGAAUAGGUAGCAUUUAUUUUGUGCUUUUGUGCUCUGGAACCAAUCUGCCUAAAACUUGGAUGUUUUAUUUUGUCAAUUUAACUUGACCUUGUCUCAGCUACUCAUUUGUUUUCACUUUACUUUUUAAAAUAUCUUUCUUUUUCAAGUAUGCUUACAUUUUUUCAUUACUCUCUUAAUAUUUUUUUUGUAUGUGAAUUUAAUAUAGGCCUAACUAUAACAAGUGCACUUCAGCACCGUGACCAGCAGUCCCCUGUCUGAACAAAAACACAGAUGCCAAUCCUAUAGUCAGCACAUUUACCGUCCCAGGGCUCAAAGGCUUAGCAGCAAACAUGAAAGAAAAACUAAAAAAAAUAAUGUGGCAUAAAAAAAGCCAUAAAAAUUAUAUACAUAAUAGCUGUUGAAAGUGGCAGGAGGUUAAGUUCAACAAUGGAAAAAUGUGGUUCAAAACCUAAAAGUAGACGGUUCAGUGUGCGUUUUUGUGUCACCAACUUUCUGCUGAUGGCAGUGACUGUCCUCAGCCCCCAACAAUGGGGCUGCACAAUAAAAACCCUGCUGCUGACUGAGCACAGAUCACCAAUGGAUUAACAAAGUGACCUUUGACCCAUCACCGUCCUCCCAGCAGCUCUGAGCCAAUGAGAUGUCAGAAUCUGGCCUUUAUAGAUUCGCUCUGGAGGUGAAUGUCUAUAUAUAUAUAUCUCCACUCAAAAGGCCUCCGUCCAUCACUGUCUUCAAAGAUUGGUCCAUUCCAGCCUUCAGCUGUGACUAUUUCAUCAUGUCUCACUCAGGUGUUCAGGGCAGCAUUGGCAGUCACCCUGCCAUUGGCCUGCGCAAUCACAAGAUAUAUCUCUAUGAAUAUGAAAACUUCCAAGGCCGCAGGAUGGACCUGUUUGGAGAGUGCCUUAAUCUGUGUGAGAAGGGUUUCGACAGAAUUGGCUCCAUCAGGGUGGAGUGUGGACCCUGGGUUGGCUAUGAGCAGCAGAACAUGACUGGUGAGAUGUUCAUGCUCGAGAAGGGCGAGUACCCCCGCUGGGAUACCUGGUCCAACAGCUACCGGUGUGACCGCAUGAUGUCAGUCAGGCCCGUUCGAAUGGAUCCACAAGACCACAAGAUUUGUCUGUAUGAAUGUGCAAACUUUGAAGGCCGUAAGAUGGAAGUGUGUGAUGAGGAUAUUCCAAGCUUGUGGUCCUAUGGUUUCCAGGAUCGUGUCGCCAGCAUUCAGGUCACCGGUGGAACGUGGGUGGGUUACCAGUAUCCUGGCUACCGUGGCUACCAGUACGUGUUAGAACUGGGACCUUUCAAGCACUGGAACGAUUGGGGAGCCCACCACCCCCAGAUCCAGUCCAUCCGCAGGGUGAGAGACAUGCAGACGCACCGCCGGGGCUGCUUUGAGGUGACCGCAUAGAAGAGUGAGACGGACUGGAAGAAAUGCAGCGACAGCUGAGAUCUGUCUGUGGAGGUUCUUCUAAAGGACAAUUAGACAUGUUUUGUUUCUUUUAUUAUGCUCAAUGAAACAAUUGAAAGUAUGAAGGUCAGUGAAUCACUCUGUGAGAAAACCCCCAGAAGGAACACUCACCCAUAAGACAGCAAAAAUUUAAAAAAAUAUUUUGUUCUGGGUCUGAAUUGGGGUUGAUAGGGUAUUAAUAGCUUGUGUUAAAAGGUCUUUUUUUUUUUGCAUUAAAAUUACUUGAUUAUAAUUUUUACCUGCUUGCUUAUGCUAUCCAAGCUGAAAUGAUGCCAAUGAUGCCUGUUCAGCAGGGUACUACCCCCUCUCCGAAGAUCCAUCAAAUAAAAGGUUAAUCACAGAACACUACCAUGGACAUCUCUCAGAUCCGCACUGCAGUAAGUUUGCAAGGCAGGGGGAAGCACUAUCUCCUCAUCUCCAUGAAUUAACCAGAGUGUCUCACAGUCAGAGGACGGUAAGAAGAAAGCUGUGCAGGGUUGUGAUUGCUUGGAACUAAAACUUUUUUCCAGCUUGUUUCUGCCCACAUGGAUGGGGCCGUUCCAAAGUUUUGCAUUUUACAUUUUCUCAGGGAUGCUGGCAUCUGAAAACUUUCCAAUGGAAACCAAAUAAAUAUCUUGAAACUA
This is a messenger RNA of Xiphophorus hellerii (green swordtail), 2953 nucleotides long. RefSeq names its product crystallin, beta B1, like 3 (gene crybb1l3). The record is from RefSeq and is a predicted model, not a curated record. The coding region runs from base 1506 to 2270 and encodes 254 amino acids. Lineage: Eukaryota; Metazoa; Chordata; Actinopteri; Cyprinodontiformes; Poeciliidae. Gene Ontology annotation, biological process: visual perception; lens development in camera-type eye. The transcript is spliced from 6 exons. Gene Ontology annotation, molecular function: structural constituent of eye lens.